This is a messenger RNA of Nerophis lumbriciformis (worm pipefish), 1080 nucleotides long. NCBI's taxonomy places the organism in Eukaryota, Metazoa, Chordata, Actinopteri, Syngnathiformes, Syngnathidae. The record is from RefSeq and is a predicted model, not a curated record.
AUGAACAUCCUAACCAAAGAAAACUUCAGCAUGAGCGGCGAGAUCCAUCGAGCGGGCCAAAGCGUUCUUGAAGGAUACGAAAGUCAGGCACUGAACCACAGCGACCCGUUGGACAUGUUCAUCGGCAUGGAGCUUUUGCUUCGUUUCAAGCCUCUCUUCAUGCCUCUUUACUGCCUCGUGGUUGUCAUAGCCAGCGUGGGGAACACUUUCCUGUUGACUUGCAUCCUGGUGGACAAAAAGCUCCACAAUGCUACUAACUUUUUCAUCGGUAAUUUGGCUGCCGGAGAUUUGCUGAUGUGUUUGAGCUGCGUGCCGCUGACCAUGUCGUACGCCUUCGACAGCCGGGGCUGGGCUUUCGGGAGUCCUCUGUGUCACCUGGUGCCCCUAGUUCAAUGUGCCACUGUCUUUGCAUCAGUGCUUUCCCUCACUGCCAUCGCGGUGGACCGAUAUGUUGUCAUUGCUCACCCAGUGCGUAGGAGGAUCUCAUUGAGGGGCUGCGGUACAGUGACAGUGGCCGUGUGGCUUUUAUCGCUGGCCUUGGCUGCCCCUUCAUCGUUCUACACGCGUUACUUGGACCUACGGCCCACUGGGCUCAACCUGGUGGUUUGUGAAGAAUUCUGGCCAGAAGGCAGCAACCUGCGGCUGCUGUACUCCUGCUUCGUCCUCAUAGCCUCCUACAUGAUCCCACUGCUAUCCGUCAGCAUCUCAUACUGUGCCAUCAGCGUCAGCCUGAAGCGUAAUUUCGUGCCUGGGGAGCAGACGGGCAGUAAACGCCACUGGAAGCAAAAGCGGAAAAAGACCUUCUCUCUUUUGGUGGCCUCUGUUCUGGCAUUUGCUUUGUGUUGGCUUCCUUUGCAGGUGCUGAACCUGUUGCUGGACCUGGACCCAGACUGCGACAUCAUCGGAAAGCGCUACGUCAAUAUCCUACAAGUGUGCUGUCAUUUAGCAGCAAUGAGCUCAGCGUGCUACAACCCCUUCAUCUACGCUUCGCUGCACAGCAAGGUACGCAAACACCUGAAAGGUUACCUGUACCCUUGUAACAACCGAAGGAUGGUGCAAAGUUCCUUGUCUAAAACCUGA